Vitis riparia (riverbank grape) is the source of this 1341-nucleotide messenger RNA. RefSeq names its product stress-response A/B barrel domain-containing protein UP3-like. The record is from RefSeq and is a predicted model, not a curated record. The transcript has a single exon. Bases 129 to 803 code for a protein of 224 amino acids. Lineage: Eukaryota; Viridiplantae; Streptophyta; Magnoliopsida; Vitales; Vitaceae.
UCUGGACGCUGCUGAUACAAGCGCAAUGUUAGGUUUGAAAGUACGGACACUUUCACUCUUUUCUCCCCACUCUCUUCUUCUCCGCCAAACGCUACUCGCCACCCUCACCGUCCAAUUUCUGUAUCAGGAUGUCGUCGUCGUCGUCGCAGAUAAUCGAACACGUCGUCCUCUUCAAGGUCAAGGACGAGACGGAGCCGGCGAAGGUCUCCGACUGGUUGUCCGGACUCAACGGCCUGGCCUCUCUCGACCAGGUACUCCACCUCUCGGCCGGGCCCAUCCAUCGGGACCUAUCGUCAGCGUUCAAGUUCACUCACAUGCUUCACAGUCGCUAUAGCUCCAAGGAAGAUCUAAGUGGCUACUCUGGGCAUCCGAGCCACUUGAGAGUGGUGAAAGAGUUGGGUUCGCCGAUCUUGGAGGACCUGAUGGCCGUCGAUUGGGUGGCUGAUGAUCUUUCCGGACCGGUGGUGCCGCGGCCGGGGUCGGCGAUGAGACUGACGAUCAUGAAGUUGAAGGAGGGUUUGGGAGAUGAGGAGAAGGCGAAGAUCUUGGGAGCGAUCGGGGAUAUUAAGGAUUGUCUUGGAUCGUUAAAUCAGAUGACUUAUGGUGGGAAUUUCUCGCCCGGGAGGGCGAAAGGGUUUUCGAUUGCAUCGGUUGCGAUCUUUCCGGGAUUGAAUGAAUUGGAGGCCUUGGAUUCAAAUCCGGAAUUGGUGCAGUUGCAGAGGGAUAAGGUUAGGGACCUUUUGGACCGCGUGAUUGUGCUAGAUUACGUGGUUCCACCACCGCAAUCUGCUAGCCUUUCAUGAUUGCUCUGGCUAAGGUUGUAUUGCUUCAUGUUCUCACUUCUCACUUUCAUGGAUUUGGUAGCUUUUCAAAUAACGCCUAAUUUUGAAAGACAUUUUGCUUAUGUUAUCUUUCUUAAUGUUCGUCUCGACAUACUCAACAAGUAAAUUUGGAAAGACUCAAAUGAGGUUUUUCCAAGUCUUUUGGGCAUUAUGUGGAUAAUGGGAUCCAAAUGAGAAUAUGUUUUGGUCUAUUGAAGGCUUUGUUUUGUUUCAAUAUAAAUUUGGUUCUCAUGCUGGUUCUUGAAGAUUCAGGAGCUUUUUCCUUUCCAGGUCUUUAUUGCAGUGGGCGACAUAGCUUGGGGAGUGUGUUGUAUUUUGGCUGCACUGGCCCUUUCUCUUCCUUAUUCUACUUGUAUGCGUUAUAGCCUAUAGGUAGUCCACAGUAUUUUCCAGUAUGAUAUGUAUGCAUGCAUGAUUCACAAUCUCAUUCAUAGGAGUUCUUGUGGGUUGGGGAUAAGAAAGUCAAGAAUCUGAACAAUGUCUUUAUUUAGGAAGAGAA